Molecule: messenger RNA, 2390 nt
Organism: Camelina sativa (false flax)
Lineage: Eukaryota; Viridiplantae; Streptophyta; Magnoliopsida; Brassicales; Brassicaceae
Product: purple acid phosphatase 23
Molecular function (GO): acid phosphatase activity; metal ion binding
Source: RefSeq, a predicted model, not a curated record
UGGCAUAUUCUCAGUACAAAGCAAAAAGAGAAGCGUCAAUGCUCGAGACCAUCAAAACUCGUCACGCGUAGAUGAAACAACCUCUGGACCAUGACCAUGAACAUGCCUUUACUAAUGAUGAUUGCCCUAAUUACCUCAAUGUCGUUGUUACUUGCCUCCGGCGAACCGAUCGCAACAACUUUAGACGGCCCGUUCAAGCCAUUGACCCGCCGGUUCGACCCGUCUCUACGGCGAGGCAGUGACGACUUGCCUAUGGACCAUCCGAGGCUGAGGAAGAGAAACGUCAGCUCCGAUUUCCCAGAACAGAUUGCUUUAGCUCUCUCUACUCCAACCUCCAUGUGGGUCUCUUGGGUCACUGGUGAUGCUGUAGUUGGAAAAGAUGUGAAACCGCUUGAUCCUAGCUCAGUUGCUAGUGAGGUUUGGUAUGGGAAGGAGAAAGGGAAAUAUUUGCUGAAAAAGAAAGGGAAUGCAACAGUAUACAGUCAGUUGUAUCCCUUUGAUGGUCUCCUCAAUUACACAUCAGGCAUCAUACACCAUGUUCUCAUUGAUGGUCUUGAACCAGAAACCAAGUACUAUUACAAGUGCGGCGACAGCUCUGUUCCUGCAAUGAGCCAGGAGCUCUCUUUUAAGACUUUGCCACUGCCAAGCAAAGAAGCAUAUCCGCAUCGAAUAGCCUUUGUUGGAGAUUUGGGUCUUACCAGUAACACAACCACCACCAUUGACCAUUUGAUGGAAAACGACCCUUCGAUGGUUAUAAUUGUUGGGGACUUAACGUAUGCAGACCAGUACCGUACAAUUGGUGGCAAAGGAGUUUCAUGCUUCUCAUGUUCAUUUCCCGAUGCACCUAUUAGGGAGACGUAUCAACCUCGCUGGGAUGCCAGGGGAAGGUUCAUGGAGCCACUUACCUCCAAAGUCCCGACGAUGGUCAUUGAAGGAAACCAUGAGAUUGAGCUUCAAGCUUCCGGAAUCACCUUUAAGUCAUAUUCUGAAAGGUUUGCAGUUCCUUCAAGUGAGAGUGGCUCCAACACCAACUUCUACUAUUCUUUUGAUGCGGGAGGAGUGCAUUUCGUUAUGUUGGGUGCAUAUGUUGACUAUAAUCACACUGGAGCACAAUAUGCAUGGCUAAAGGAAGACUUGUCUAAAGUUGAUCGCGCAGUGUCACCUUGGCUGGUUGCAACAAUGCAUCCGCCUUGGUACAACAGCUACUCCUCGCACUACCAGGAGUUUGAAUGCAUGAGGCAGGAAAUGGAAGAGCUUCUUUACCAACACCGUGUCGACAUUGUGUUUGCAGGACAUGUACAUGCAUACGAAAGAAUGAACCGCAUAUACAACUACACACUAGACCCGUGUGGGCCAGUUUACAUAACUAUAGGAGAUGGUGGUAACAUUGAGAAAGUUGAUGUGGACUUUGCGGACGACCCUGGGAAGUGUCCUUCUCCUGGAGACAACAUCCCCGAGAUAGGAGGAUCAUGCCCUUUAAAUUUUACUUCUGGCUCUGCAAAAGGAAAGUUUUGCUGGGACAGACAACCUGAUUGGAGUGCCUUCAGAGAGAGCAGCUUCGGCCAUGGAAUCCUUGAGGUCAUGAAUUCAACGCACGCCCUAUGGAGAUGGCAAAGGAAUCAAGAUGUCUAUAAGGACGACAUCGCUGGUGACCAAAUCUACAUUGUCCGUCAACCAAAUGUCUGCAUUUCCCUGCAAUUUCGAGGCGAAGAAAGGGAGAAAUCAGGCGGCAACAAGUCUAGAUACUUGCAUCCUGAUUUAAAAUCGAGAUUUGCAUUAUCUACAUAUUCAAGCAUAAAAUAAAGACCACUACCUAUAGCCUGGGUCUUGCCAUGUGAGAUUUAGAGUUUUUCAGAAUCUUCCUAACAAAUCACGAGGAAGGUGCCUCUUGCUCAACAUGCCAUUGCAUUUUCCAAAAUAUCCAUUGAAUCAUAACCAAUGCUCCAAAGAGCCUCAGUUUCCUGAGAAAUAUAGACGGUUGAUGUGAUCCCAUUGCUGGAGUUUGGAUGCAAUCGAAAAGAUUGACGCCAAGGUUCAGAGGAUAUGUGUGUAAGAUAGUCAGACGUCAAAUUGAUCCCUCAACACAUACAAUUUGGUAGAGUAUUCAAGGAUAAAUUAUCCAUUCCUGUAAAGCUGACCCUACAGUAAACAGGUGCAAGCUGAUCUGAUUAAAGAAGCAAUUCUGAGAUAUAGUUCCAUUGCUUCGCUAGCCAUAAAAAGCAAGCUGCCAACAUGAGAUAGACUGGUUUGAUCAGAUGUUACAGAGUUUUGAGACUUAUUGCAAAUGAGCCAUUUUUUUUGCUCCAAGUCCCCGUUAGAGUUAUUCCCGUAUUUUCGAAUGUUUGGUAGCUUUUGAAAUGAUCAAAAUCUUUUGGUGUUUGGUUUGGUUA